This is a messenger RNA of Cyprinodon tularosa, 1859 nucleotides long. Its product is annotated as glutaredoxin domain-containing cysteine-rich protein 2. Gene Ontology annotation, biological process: sensory perception of sound. Bases 268 to 1059 code for a protein of 263 amino acids. Lineage: Eukaryota; Metazoa; Chordata; Actinopteri; Cyprinodontiformes; Cyprinodontidae. The transcript has 5 exons. The record is from RefSeq and is a predicted model, not a curated record.
CCUUAAAACAGCAGGUACACUCAGAUUCUGCAGGCAGGACACUGAGCCUUUUCCAUCCUAACUUUAACAUCCACCCACUCCUUACACAAAGCUUUUCAGCAGGAUUCUUUAGCACAGAGCUGGAAAUCAAUCCAAUAUUUUAAUCCAUCAAUCCACAUGAUCACCUCAGCCUAAGGCAACGCGGUGUCAAGCUAAUGCUAUUCCACCUGAGAAGGGUAUCGAAGAUGGACUGACGCUUUCUCUGCAUCUUAUGCUCAGUCAUCAACUAUGGAGGAAUUCCAAAGAAAACUGAACCAGCACUAUGAAUCCACCAAGCCCAGGAAGGCGAGUUAUUUAUGGAGCAACCUUCAUUUAGCUUUAAAGGUUAGGUUUAAGCUGGCAUCAUCCUACAGUGGUCGGGUGCUGAAGCACGUGUAUGAGGAUGGUCAGGAGCUGGAGAGUCCAGAGGAAAAAUACCCUCACAGCUUCAUCCACCGUAAAAUCCCACCUAGCCACCUUGAGAUGGAACAGUUUGGCAGCUUUGAGGAGUCUCAUAGAAAGGAACAAGGUUUCUAUCCCACAACGGGACUCAUUGCCCAAAGAAUAAAUGUAUACCGAGGGCUGAGAAACUACAAGCCUGCAGGUGGUCAGACAGAAGAAACAGAGGGUGACAGCAAGUCCUCAGUUUUGGACUUUGGCAAAAUUAUCAUCUACACCAGCAAUCUACGCAUAAUACGAGCACCACCGAAGAAGCCUGACAUGAUACGGCAGCACUCUGUCCCUCCGCUGGACUUGGAGGGAUGUCCAAAGGCCAUGGACAGGGGAAGCCGGAGGAGGAAAAAAACUGUUCAGGAAGAGGAGAGCGGGGAAAAGGAGGAGAAGGGGAUUAGCAACACAGAUACCAAGGAGGCCGACAGCUGCCAGCAUUGUGGCGGUUCAGGCUGCGCUCCGUGCUCCCUCUGUCAUGGCAGCAAGCUGUCCAUGCUAGCAAACCGCUUCAAUGAGUCCAUCAGCGAUCUUCGUUGCCAAGCCUGCUACCCCCAUGGAUUGGAGAGGUGCCAGUCUUGCUCUAGCAAAUAGCACCAUUUGGCUGGCAACCAUGUCUGGCAGUGUGAGUGCAGCCCUGAGUGUGUGAUCGACGUGCUAUCGCCUUGUCAGAACUGCCUCAGCUGCAGUACUGCUUUAAUCCAAAAUGUUCUUGGUGGGAUGUUUCAGAGCUCUACUAGGAGAUAUAGCCAUUAGAAGUCGAAUAGGGAAUAGUGACUGUUCUGGAGGCACAAAAUCAUGAAAUAACAAUUACUGUGUGCAGUGAAUGUUGCAUGAGAUAACACAAACACAUAAUCCUUUUUUCUUUUUUUGUUUUCCUUUUUUUUUGCAUUGGUGCACCUCAUCCCCAUAAAACAUUAUUCGACAACCUUGUUACAAUUUUAAUUAAAAUGACAAAUCUGUGGAGGUUAAAUGUUCUUAUCGAGAAAGUUGCUCUUUUCAAAUUUUUUUCCCAGUUUAUUAUAUGGAGAGAACAUGACCUUUAUCAUGUCAAAAUGAUGUAUUUUUCAGCACUAAUUGCUGUUUAUUUUUUAUCAGCCGAAAAGAAAACAGAUGACAUAAAAAUAUGGAAACUGUGAGAAACAUGUUAAGAUCAACCAAUUGUAUAACGAGACUUACUGUAGUCACAAAACCUUUUAAAACCAUCUUUAAAUAAAGAGUUCAUAAAUGUUCUACAUCCUAAAUUGUUUCCAAACUACAGCAUCAAUCCUUUGUACAUACUAGCUGAGAAUCAAAGUGGGAGACAUAUUGAAUAAAUCACAACAGCUGAGCCAGUUCAGGGCAGACAAAAAGUAAAGCUGACAUCAACUCCCCAGCCCCACCCCCAGUUUGCU